This is a messenger RNA of Thecamonas trahens ATCC 50062, 1066 nucleotides long. RefSeq names its product Ser/Thr protein phosphatase. The record is from RefSeq and is a predicted model, not a curated record. The coding region runs from base 23 to 997 and encodes 324 amino acids. Gene Ontology annotation, molecular function: hydrolase activity. Lineage: Eukaryota; Apusomonadida; Apusomonadidae. The transcript has a single exon.
CUGUAGCAGGCGAACAAGAGGCAUGGCCGAGGCAGCUGGCGGUACGGCUGGAACAAGCAGAGAGGAAGAGGCGCACGUGAGUGUGGGCAGCGUUGGUGAGGCGAGCAGCAAUAGGCGCAACAUGGCGGCGUAUGUCGGGUGGACCGACGAGGCGGCGCGAGCGGGCGACGAGGUGAGGAUGGUGGUGGUGUCGGACGUCCACGGCGAGGUGGCGCAAGCGCACCGGGCGGUGGCAUGGGUGGCGGACAACGGAGUCGCGCCUGAUGUGGUAGUUGUCCUCGGUGAUCUGGCCAACAUCAAGACGGCCGAGAUGGAGCAGCCGGCGGCGGCGAUGGCGGCCGAGGGCGACGUGGCGGUGCUGCUCGACAUCCUCGCCAACAUCGACGCGCCGCUGGUGUGGAUUCCGGGCAACCACGAUCCUCCGGUAGCACACCAGCCGGGAUGCAGCUCUCCGCAGCUUGUUGACGGCACGCACUCGGCUCAUCUCUCGGUCGUUCCGCUCGCCCGUGACUUGCUCAUGGUCGGGUGCGGCGGCUCGGUGCCGGCGCUCGAUGGCGACGGUGCACAGGUGUGGGAUGGGUAUCCGUGGACCGAGGAGCAGCUGGAGGCUGCGCUGGAAAGCGUUGCGGGGCCGUUGGUGGGCAAGAGUACGAGCGAGAAGGCCUCGAUUGUGCUGCUCACCCACUGCGGACCUAGCAGGUGCUCGACGACGGUGUAUCCGCGUGCGCCGCCGGCGAGCGAGGUGCUCACGGGCUCGGGCGCGCUCGAGCGGCUACUGCGGCGGCCGGAGAUGCAAGCAGCUGUGACGGUCAACAUGCACGGGCACACACAUCCUGGGUGGGGGCUGGGGCACAUCGGCAUGGUGCCUGUCUUCAAUCCGGGAUCGCUCCGCGAUGGGCGGCUGGGGCUGGUGCGGCUGCGGCGGAGCGUGCGGCCGUCGGGCGAGUUAGGCGAGUGGCAGGUCUCGCGGGCCGAGAUUGUUGUCCUUCCGCCGUAGCUACGAGGACUGGGCCGUGACCGAGUCGCGGAGAACGGUCCGCAUCAGCUCGGCCCACUUGCGUGCGGC